AUGACAAAUUUGAGGUAUGACAAGUACGACAUCCAAUAUCGUGCCCAAGAAGCCAUCAAAGGAAGUAUUUUAGCCGACCAUCUGGCCUUUCAACCUAUUGAUGAUGACCAAUCCUUGCAAGACGACUUCCCAGAUGAAAAGAUCAUGUAUUUGAAAUCAAAAGAUUAUGGGGAACCUUUACACGGAGAAGGACCUGAUCCUGAAUCCCGAUGGAGUUUGAUAUUUGAUGGAGCUGUUAAUACUUAUGGUAAAGGAAUUGGGGCAAUCAUUGUUAUGCCACAAAGUUCUCAUGUACCGUUUAUUGUAAGACUGAUGUUCGACUGCACCAACAAUAUGGCAGAGUACGAAGCUUGUAUCAUAGGACUAGAAGAAGCCAUUGAUCUUAGAAUCAGGAUUCUAGAUGUACUACUAACCUUCUUCAACAAAGUUGAAUUCCAUCACAUACCUCGUGAGGAAAAUCAAAUGGCAGAUGCAUUAGCUACCUUGGCUUCCAUGUAUCAAGUGAAGUUUCCAAAUGAAGCACCUCAAAUUACAAUCAUGCGCCUGGAUAGGCCAGCUCAUGUAUUCACUGUUGAAGCCGUCACAGAUGACAAGUCGUGGUUUUAUGACAUUAAAGUCUUCUUUCAAAAACAAGAGUACCCACCUGGGGCUCUAGCAAAGACAAAAGAACUUUGUGAAGAUUUUCCGAUAUCUGAAGAAGUUCCACAAAUGCCAGAUCUAUGCUGA
Vicia villosa (hairy vetch) is the source of this 726-nucleotide messenger RNA. RefSeq lists its product as uncharacterized. Lineage: Eukaryota; Viridiplantae; Streptophyta; Magnoliopsida; Fabales; Fabaceae. The transcript is spliced from 3 exons. Bases 1 to 726 code for a protein of 241 amino acids. Gene Ontology annotation, molecular function: nucleic acid binding; RNA-DNA hybrid ribonuclease activity. The record is from RefSeq and is a predicted model, not a curated record.